Podospora pseudocomata is the source of this 2449-nucleotide messenger RNA. RefSeq lists its product as uncharacterized. Bases 1 to 2220 code for a protein of 739 amino acids. The transcript is spliced from 2 exons. The record is from RefSeq and is a predicted model, not a curated record. Lineage: Eukaryota; Fungi; Ascomycota; Sordariomycetes; Sordariales; Podosporaceae.
AUGGCUUCACUCUCAAGUAGGCCCCAGUGUGGCAUCAGUCUGUGGGAUCACCGCCUGUGGACCCACAACAAAAGCGCCCUCGACAUACCGCCGGACAACUCUGACAGGCUAAAAGACACCCAUCUCGAGGACAGUGAGGAUGACGAUGUGGAAGACGACGGCGGCGAUUCUGGACUGAAUCAAGACAUCAAGAGCCACCCGGACGACGCAUGGCUUAAACACAUGGACGCGCCUCACUCUUGCCAUCUUUGCAGCAACGUCGUCAUUCUGGAAGAUCGACUGCCCGUCCAUGCCUUCAGUCAAGGUGGUCGGUGUAUUCUCCGUCUUUCCAUGUCAGACAAACGGAUGUGGAAAGCGGGGGUGAAGUGUCCGCUGUUUCGCUAUCUCUGUUCGGUGUUUCAAGAGAGACGGCACCUUCGCCCACAUAGAUACUCGACUUAUGCUGCUGUGGCGAGCGAUGUGGAGGUUGGAAAGAGUGCAAGCGCGGGGACGAGCCCAAGGAAGGAUCUGUUUAUUGGCGUUCGAGAUGGGAAAAUCAAGUUCUUGUACCGCUGGCCCAGGUUUCGAUGUGAUGACGAGGAUUCACCCGCUGGCGAUGCCCUUCUACCGUUGCCGGAAGCUCUCAUUUAUACUCGUGUGAUGUCCGACUGGGCCUAUUCCAAAGCCAAGGCGUGGAUUGACGACUGCACCUUGCACCAUGUCAGCUGUCGACUAGAGCCAUCCAGUUUUGUUCCUACAAGGCUGUUGGAUGUCACGGCGAUCAUCGAUAACAAGAUUCGCCUUGUCGAGUCGAAAUCAGUGCCGAAUAUCGGGAACCAUGCUAGAUGGGCGGCUCUGAGCUACGUCUGGGGUGGUUUACAACCCGUGCGUACCCUCAAGGCGAAUAUCGAGGACCAUCACAAAGGCAUCCCGCUAGCCAAACUUCCACUCACCAUCCAACACGCCAUUGCAGUCUGCCAAAACAUUGCAAUCCCCCAUCUCUGGAUUGACUGUCUCUGCAUCAUCCAAGACGACAACGACGACCUGGCAGUCGAGCUCCAGUCCAUGGCCCAAAUCUACCAGUACUCCACAGUGACCAUAAACGCCGCCUCCGCCGACUCGGUUCACAAAGGAUUCCUCCAAGACCGCCCCAUCUACUUUUACGAGGACACCGUCCACCCAGUGCAGAUCAGUUUCCGGCCGUCUGAGAGCAGCCCCAACCCCAACACCACCGCCCUCCUCCUCAAAGCCAACAACAGCUACGGCCUCGAAGACCUGGACCCCAUCCGCACCCGCGGCUGGACCUACCAAGAACGUAAACUCCCCGUCCGCUCCCUCCACUACUCCACCGCCGGCCUCGAAUGGUCCUGUCGCCACGUCGUCGCCACCACCGUGACCGGCGCCAACAAACGCGACGAUCCCUUAUCGCGUGACCUCCCCGUUGUCCCCGGCCAAGCGCUCGCCCCAUGGUCGAGGAUUGUAUCAGAUUACACCAACCGCAAGCUGUCCUUUCCCGGCGACAAGAUCACCGCCGUGUCCGCCAUCGCGGCGAUUUACGAGCAGGAGCAGAAAAAGACGUACGUGGCUGGGUUGUGGAAGGAGGACAUGCCCGCCUGUCUUGUCUGGUCUGUCAUGGCGAGCGGGAUGAGGCCCCGGUACGGGGUGUACACUGGGCCUAGCUGGUCCUGGGCGUCGACGGACUCGCAUGUGUCGUUCAAGACGGAGGAAGAAGAUGAAGAAGGGGUUGUCUUUUAUGGGACUGUUCUCAAGGCUGAGGCUGAGUCGGUGAUGCCUAAGGCGAGGUUUGCGGCAGUGAAGAGUGCUUCGUUGGUGAUUAGGGGGAGGGUUCAUCGGGUUAGUUUGAGGGUUGAUUUUGAGACCGUGGAGUCAGACAUCGAGGAUGUUGUUUCGAAAGAAAAGAGGGCGAAUGUGACGGUUACGGCUGCGAGGGCAUAUGCAGAUAAGAUUGGGGUUAACCUUGAUGCUUGGGAGGAUGGGUGGGCGGGGGAUUCCGGGUUUGCUGUUGUGGACGUAUUGUUGAUGCCAUUGUUCGAACGGACAGUGCAUGAUCCGGACAUUGGGAUGCCGAACUGGGGAGGUUUGGUGGUUGUCGAAACUGAGAAGGGAGCUUAUCGCAGGAUUGGGUAUUUUGAAGAGUACUUUUACAAGAGAACCGUCGGAAGAGUGACGUUUGCCGAUUUUAUUGUCGGGGCUGAGUUGGGGGAUGUCUUGUUGGUGUAAAGUGGUGGACCGAGAGAGGACCAGAUCUGUGUCUUGUGGCUGAGGGUAGCUUCCUAGGAAUUAAGACGCCUAUCUGAUGUUCCUUAAAGUCAAAGUUUGAGUAGAGGGCGUAGGAUGAUGCUUGGUUUCAUAAAGUUGUAAGAUACCUAGUACAAAGAACUACCCAAGAAGACCUCUUUUGUUGAAACCCAGGGCUUUCUCCACUUGCCUUGACCGUGGAUUUCCGCAA